Oncorhynchus nerka (sockeye salmon) is the source of this 3674-nucleotide messenger RNA. RefSeq names its product protein FAM110B. Lineage: Eukaryota; Metazoa; Chordata; Actinopteri; Salmoniformes; Salmonidae. The transcript is spliced from 4 exons. The coding region runs from base 678 to 2063 and encodes 461 amino acids. The record is from RefSeq and is a predicted model, not a curated record.
CCAUACUUAUGCACUUGAUCUACAACCACCCCGACGAUGGAUUCUUACCUACAGCGUUAUCAUAUGCGUCUGAUAAAGCAUCGAAAACGAUUAGCCAUAACGCACUCGGAGACACAUAGUGAUUUACUGGAAUCCUUCACUGGGACCAUUCCUUUGCUCAUCUGUAACGGGAAAGGAAAAUGUGUCUCGGCUAACCCUUUAAAUGGGAAGAAAGUGUAAGGGAUCUCACGUGACUGAGGAAGAGGCCCUGCCUGGCUGCUUCCUGCCUCCAGAGUGGCUGUUCCUGAUUCAAGGCAAAGGGUGGAGUGAGCGCAGGAGGAGGAGUAUUUCAGUGAGGGAGUGAACCAGCCUCUACAGGAGCCCUGCUGGAGCUUCACUCCAGGAACCCUGAGAAUCUGUGGAGCUGCCAGAUCUGUUGCUUUACCGGGACGGACAGAAGGAUCAGGAGAUUGAGUUGCUCUGUCAGUCUGCCUGUGUGAUCUAGUUACCAACCAGCGGCAGCUAGGCUAACCCCAGGAUCUGCCCCCGUUGGGUCACUGAGCCGGACUGAUGUGGAAUGUGAACCAUGGUGACCCUGUUCCACAAUUAGCCUUUCAGUGAAGAGGACAGAUAGUGACGACGUGAAGAAGAAAAGGAGAAGUAAGAGCAGCAGCUGUAGCAGAUAAACCGACCCCAAAAUGCCUGUAGAGACCCUCCGGCCCUCGGACGGGUGCCUGGUGGGGGUCCCCUUCACCUCAGCCAUGCCUUUCCGCAUCCUCAACAAGGGACCCGACUACUUCCGGCGGCCCGCGGAGCCUGGAGCCCGUAAGCUGAGCGCGGUGGAGCGUCUGGAGGCGGACAAGGCCAAGUAUGUGAAGAGCCAGCAGGUGGUGCUCACCAGGCAGGAGCCUGUCAAACCACCCAUCAUCCGCAAGCCUCUGCUGUCCCCGGGCAUGAUGCUGCAGUGUCGGAUCAAUGCCCCCCCGGCCCGCAAGGUCCCGCGGCGGCCGGCUGACUCAGAGAACACAGGAGGGGUAGGGUGGCGGAGGGGACCCCCUCUUAACCUGGAUAUCCUCAACAACCUCAUCAACGUGUGUGAUGGACCCCUGCACUGCUCCCCGUCUCCCGUCCCUUCCUCGCCCUCUGCCUCCUCUCCUUCAUCAGGAGGGAACAGCAUGGGGAAUAGACUCUUAGCUGACCAGGAGAGGAGCAACCGAGUCCUGAAUGACUUUAAACAUGUUAAUAACUGCAACACCUCCUCCACAUCCUCCUCUUCCACCUCUCCCUUUAACAACAACAGCCAGGCCUCCCCUGCCGAGCCCAGCCGCCUGCCACCUCCUGUCCCAGCACGGGGCAUCAGGGUGGGGGUGCCAGUGCCCUACAGCACUCCAACCUCAGUGACGGUGCGCAGGGUGGAUGUUAGGCCCCAGGCUGAGGUGAGGAAGCCCCUGAGGACCCACCUCCGGCCUCCGAUCAAGCCCAGACAGACUGCCCAGCCCCAGGUAGCCCAGCCACAGGCCCCACCACCUCCUCCACAGCAGCCCCAGACUCAACCUCUGUCCCUCACCCCCAUGCAGGCUCUCCCCUCUUCCCCACCCUACCUGCCUCCCAGCCCCAUGGUGUUCGGGGCCGGUAUGAUGCCCCCAGCCUCUCCUGCUUUCACCCGUAUGUCCUCAGCCAGUUCCAGGGGGUCUCGGCCCGGCUCGGCUCGUAAACACCCCUCCCUACACCGCUCCAAGUCUGACCUGAGCGACCGGUACUCACGAGCCACAGCCGACCUGGAGCGCUUCUUCAACUACUGUGGGCUGCACCCAGAGGAGGUAGAGGGCAUGGGGGGAGUGGAGCGCUUCGCCAGGGCCAGCUCAGACAUUGUGUCUGUGUCCAAGAUGCGCAGCGUCAGCACCCCCAGCUCUGAGUGUGAGCAGGCUCGGGAACAGGGGGAGGACGAGGAUGAGGAAGGUCCUGCCCGACCUGGGGAGCGUGUCCCCUACGGAAUCUCAGUCAUCGAGAGGAAUGCUCGCGUCAUCAAGUGGCUAUACGGGAUCCGCCAGGCGCGGGACUCCAACGCUGUGUCCAAUGUUUAGAGGAAAGAGACAGAACAGGGAGGCUCUGGAAUGAUACCCAGGCCUGUGUCCCACAUUGUGUUUUUAAUAUUGAUAAAUCUCAGACCAUUGAGGGGUCUCUGGUAUAUAUUGUUCUUUAUUUUUGUUUGAAGGAGGACAUUGUUAUUCUGUUGCCUUACCUCAUGUUUUAGAAUAUAUGUUUUUGUUUUUUGGGGGGGGGGGUCAUUAUUUUUGAACCAUCAAUCUUUCAAAGUCGGAGAGCACUCUGGAGCACAUGAAUUCAUCUGGGCUGCAGGUCAGGACUGCUUCCCUAGAAGAGCAGGACAAGCAAUCACACUUCUCAAACAAACAUUGAAAGCAAUCAUGUCAGGGAUAGAAAUGACUGAAUGCUGAGGAGGAUGUUGAUGGGUGUAGACCAGUGAUGCUGUGGUCCCUGCUGUCUGUUUGUCUGUCACACAGGUACUAAGGAUGCUGUGUAGAGGGUCCCAGAUCCCUGUUGUGUCUGCACUGGGGUUGGAGCUAGUCUGAUGAUGCAAGAAUAGUGUGUGUGUGUGUGAAGAGCAAGUAAGACUUAGAACCCCAUUGAUACUGUGAAACAUGAAAGCUUUUAAUUAUUUUUUACCUUCGCUCUAAGACUUCAUUAAUACCGUUGAUGUUGAUUCCAGCAUGCAAGUGAAAGUCAAUAUAUUUGUGGGUCAUCUCAACAUAGCACAAUCACCUGUACUCACGAAAACACAGACGUUUUCAGGUCUGCGACGGAGUAACGUCUGUAGCUGUGUACUGCAUUGUCGUCUGUAUUGCAGGUGAGCGUGGUCUCUAAUCAAGCAUUGGUGCAGUUUAGUGUUUCUGUUUAUUCAGUGAAGAAGUAUGUCUGGGUGUGGAUGAGAGUCUUGUGGUAAGUGUAGGGUGGAUGGGUAGGGGUGCUGUCGGAUUGGAGGGGAGGAAAGUCCAACACUGCUCAAUGGAAGGGGGAUCAGGAUGGUUGGAGUAGGAAAGAGGGAAUUCUCUGAAAGUAAACAGGGGGUGACUUCGGUUCUGCGUGUCCUCGACAGCCUGCAGAGAAGAUGGACCAAUAUGUCUUUUAAAAAUGCAAUUUGAAGUUGUUACAAAACUAUUGUAAUCGUACUAUUCAACAACUGGUGCAUAGCAUUCAAGCUUUGUACAAAAGUGCAAUCUGGUUGCAUCUAUGUGAACAUACACACAGACAAACCCACACAUUAUAUGCACACAAAAUCCAGGCCCCAGCCACCCGCACAACAUUAGUGUGAGUGUUGUGUGUAACUGAAUUCUGAAGUAUGUGUAAUGAUAAUAUGCACUCUGCAGGGUUGGAGUCAAUUCCAUUUCAAAUGACUGGAAUUGGAAUGGAAUUGACCCCAGCCCUGGCACUCUGCUCUGUGUGAAGGGAAAAGAGGGGAGGCUGUUUAUUUAUGUGAUUUCCUGUUCCUCUCAGAGGAGACUGAUGGAUGGCUCAGUGGUGAGAUGAUGUGUGGGUCUAGGACUGAGCUCCACGGUCUGUUGAUGUGCUUUUGAGGUCAGCAGUGUCUGGCUGUCCAAAGAAGAGUCAAGCUACAACUUGCAACAUGGUGUCUUUCUUAACAUGUCAAUAAAGAAUAAAGUUUUAGGAAAAAUAUA